AUUAUGAGACUAUAAUCACAGGAUUCAUAGUUUUUUUUAGUAUAUGCAUAUAGUAGUCCAAAUAAUAAUAUUAAUAGAGGGAGAAAACACCAGCACUACACACGAAAGCCCUGUGCAGAAACAGCGAGCGUGUCCCUUUAAGGAAAGCCAGGAAGAAAUGUGCAAGCUAUUUGUUUGGUGGAAGCCUUGGCUGGAACGGUGCCAUCAAUCUCUAGCAGAAUCGCAGACACAGGCAAAGCAUGAGCACAAACUUGCUGCUCUCUGAAGCCGCACAGAGCAGGGAGAGCAGCUCCAGCCAGACAUCUUAGAGCCGAGCACCGAGGCAACGGCUACCGGUGAUUCUGUGGAUUUAUCCUGCGAGGAAAGGGCACGGGAGCCGCUGCUGGAUCUGUACCGGGGCCGCUGCUACUUGCGAUCGCCAGAGCUUUACAUUCUCCUUACUGAGUGUCUGCAGGGCGUGCUGGGGACUGGGCUGAACAGAGCCAUUAUGGAUCCAGAGAUUAUCCUCCUUCACCUCCUCAAGCAUAUCCGUGUUUAUCUCAUCCUGCGGCCAAAGAAUUGAAUCCAACCAGAAAAGAGAAUCUCUUUCAGCUCAGUUGGAUUUGCUUUUCCGGCUUCCUGUGUACAGAAGAGUGCUGUGAGGAGACCAUGCGCUUUUGGGAAUUCCCUCAUACUUUCAUAACGGCAGCUUUGUAACUGGCACACAUUUUGUGCAGUGCUUGGAUGCAGUGUUGUGCUUUUGACAGCUGAAUGAGGGUCUUCAUUUUGUGGUGCACUUCUUUGUCUUUCAUUGGGUGGCUAAAACCGUGGAUUAUAUUUAACACUUUGUACACCCUGACUGAGCAAAAGAGGCUACGUGAUAUGACAUGUAUGCACUUUUUUUCCAGUUAACUUUAUUUUUACACCGUCAAAUGAACAACAUAUGUAUCAGCAACAUCAAGGUACUCAGUGAUGUGACCACAGGCUGAAUAUUCCCAUGAUCCUCUGCCAUUUCCCAUCAGUGCAUUUUAAGAAAGUGCAAGAGCACAUCUGGUUGCACUUAAAAGAUGUCUGGAUCUACUCAGCAAGCCACACAGAGCCGGAGGACAGGAGAGGCCCGCUACCCUCCCCAUGCUAUGGCUUAUCCAAUGCAGUUGUCUCGUGCGCACACGGAUGCCAACCUCUUGGAGUACCAGCACCACACCCGCGAUUACAGCUCCCACCUAGGCCACGGCUCUGUUCUUUUGACACAAAGAAGAAGACCCUCACUGCUAUCUGAAUUCCAGCCAGGAAAUGAAAGGUCUCAAGAGUUACAUGGAAGAAGAGACCAACAUUCCUACCUGCAUGACAUGAGCAAACAACAUGAUCUAGACUUGGCAGAGGCAAAGAGGCCUAGAUUGGAUAUUCUUCAUGACCCACUUAUGCGACACUCACUUAUAACGCAAAACCAGCAUGCAAUAGGGGAAGAAUUAAACAAGGAUCGCUGCAUGACUGGGAAGCUAGAGCCUGUAUCCCCCUCCAGUCCUCCUCUAGCUGAUGGAGAUCUGGAUCUUUUGCCUACCAGGCUUUCCAAGGAAGAGCUGAUCCAGAAUAUGGACAGAGUAGAUCGGGAAAUCAUCAUGGUAGAGCAACAGAUCACCAAGCUGAAGAAAAAGCAGCAACAGUUGGAGGAGGAAGCUGCCAAACCGCUUGAACCCGAGAAACCCAUUUCACCUCCUCCAGUUGAAUCGAAGCACCGCAGUUUGGUGCAGAUUAUCUACGAUGAAAACCGGAAAAAAGCACAGGCAGCCCACCGGAUACUGGAAGGUCUUGGUCCCCAUGUGGAACUGCCUUUAUACAACCAACCAUCGGAUACGAAGCAAUAUCACGAGAACAUUAAAAUAAACCAGACGAUGCGAAAGAAGCUAAUACUGUAUUUUAAGAGACGAAACCAUGCACGCAAGCAAUGGGAGCAGAAGCUGUGCCAGCGCUAUGACCAGCUAAUGGAAGCCUGGGAAAAGAAAGUGGAGCGGAUUGAGAACAACCCCCGAAGACGUGCUAAAGAGAGCAAAAUAAGAGAGUAUUAUGAAAAACAAUUUCCAGAGAUCCGCAAGCAAAGGGAACUUCAGGAACGUAUGCAAAGCAGGGUGGGACAGAGAGGAAACAGCCUGUCCCUUUCAGCAGCACGCAGUGAGCACGAAGUGUCAGAAAUUAUUGACGGUCUCUCAGAGCAGGAGAAUCUGGAGAGGCAGAUGCGCCAGCUGGCAGUCAUUCCUCCCAUGUUGUUUGAUGCGGAACAGCAGAGGAUCAAGUUCAUAAACAUGAAUGGUCUGAUGGACGAUCCCAUGAAAGUGUACAAGGAAAGGCAGGUUAUGAACAUGUGGAGUGAACAGGAGAAAGACACCUUUAGGGAGAAGUUUAUCCAGCAACCCAAGAACUUUGUGUUCAUUGCAUCAUUCUUGGAAAGAAAGACUGUGUCGGAUUGUGUGCUUUUCUACUACCUGACCAAAAAGAAUGAGAACUACAAAAGCCUCAUAAGAAGGAAUUACCGGCGCCGGGGAAAGAACCAGCAGAUGCCCCGCACUAACCAGGAAGAAAAAGAUGAAAAAGAGAAGGAGGUUGAUAAAGAAGAAUAUAAGCAAGACCUGGAUAAUGAAAAGGAUGAACCUGGAAAGGAGAAGAAUGACGACACAUCUGGUGAUGAGAAUGAUGACAAAGAAGCGGUGACUGCAAAAGGUCGCAAAACAGCGAACAGCCAGGGCCGCCGUAAGGGACGGAUCACAAGGUCUAUGGCAAAUGAGGCCAGCGAAGAAUCAACUGCACCCCAACAAAAUACAGACUUAGCUGCCAUGGAGAUGAAUGAAAGCUCACGGUGGACAGAAGAGGAGAUGGAAAUCGCUAAAAAAGGUCUCUUUGAAUAUGGACGUAACUGGUCUGCCAUCGCCAGGAUGGUGGGCUCCAAGACUGUGUCCCAGUGCAAGAACUUCUACUUCAAUUACAAGAAGAGGCAGAACCUAGAUGGCAUCUUACAGCAGCACAAACUGAAAAUGGAGAAGGAGCGGAACAACAGACGUAAGAAGAAAAAAGCAGUCCAAAUGGAGGAGGAGACCCCAUACCCUCCUGCUUUGGAGGAUGAAGAGAUGGAGGCAUCUGGCAUCAGUGGCAAUGAGGAGGAAAUGGCAGAUGAAGGAGAUGCUGCAGUUAAUAACAGUUCAGACACAGAGAGUGUCCCUUCACCGAGGCAGGAAGCCAAAGAGAGCAGAGAGAAUGAACCCAAGCCAACGGGAGCUUCUGGGGAUGAAGCCAACGCCGAGGUGGUCGUCAGUCCAGAAAACUCCACAGCCGAACAAUGUCAGGACACUACAGAGCAAACUUGUAAUGAAGAGGUGGCUGGGACGGAAGAAACUCGUAUCAUUAAAAAGGAGGAAGAGGAAGAAGGAAAAGCCUGCGAGGAGCUGAAUAAACAGGAGAUAAAUCCAGAGGAGCAGGAGGACAACAAAGAAAAUGUGGCUGAAAAGGUAGAAGAGAUGCAGAAAGAAAAAGCAGCAGCAGCAGCACCAGCAGAGGAUGCAGCCACUAAAAUGGAGAAGCACAGCAAGCACACAAGCAAGACAAAUGCUGACAGUGACUCUAGUGCCACCUGCAGUGCCGAUGAAGCAGACGAAGCUGACAAUAACAGGUUGCAAUCUCCCCGGCCCAGCCUGCUAAGCUCUGUCAGUGACACACGGGUGGACUCCUCGCCUCAGAAGCCACUGGACCUGAAACAGUUGAAGCAGAGAGCGGCUGCUAUUCCACCCAUUAUAUCGGAAGGCUUCUCUGAGUCAGCUGCUCAAAACGCUCCAGUGAAGCAACAGAUGAGUCAUGGGCUGGCCUUUUACCAAGACCAGAUCACAAAAGUUCCUGAUGAGGCCCUGGAUGGACUGGCACUCCCCAGGCUCCCUCAGCCUCUUGUGCCAGCUGAACAGGAGCAGCAGAUAAUCAGCAGCCCCAUACGGAGCAGUCCUGUGACUGUGGAAAAAGAUGAAAAACCCCCAUACUUGGGAUUACAGGUGGAAGCACCAAGGAUAAGUGCAAAGCCGACAUGCAUUGCCAUUUGGCCACCUGCUGCACCACAAAGUCAAGUGCCUGCCCGAGAAGUGAUAAAGCCCCCAUCUCCCUCCGAGUCCCUGUCCUUAUAUAACUCGCAAGGCCAUCCAGUGCCACUAAACCUGCAUGACGGCUCCCGAUCUGGGGUCCCUCGCAUUACCAGUAUAUCCAACCCCCCUCCUCUUAUCUCCAGCAAGCCCCCGGCGGCUAUAGAAAGACCCAUAGUAUCCAUUUCUCAGGGUGUUCCCAUCCCACUUCACGUUCCUUAUGGUUCAGAACAUGCAAAGGUCCCUGCUGGGUCAAUCACAAUGGGUUUACCGAUGAGCAUGGACCCUAAAAAACUGGUGCCAUUCCUGAAACAGGAGCAACUGUCACCUCGAAGCCAGCAAAGCCAGCCAGAGAACCUAGCAGUGCAGACUUCUCAGGAGACCUCCAUUUUUAGGGGGACAUCUCAAGGAGGAAGUCUCAGCAAGGGCAAUCCAGCCAGUAGGCCACCUUCGAAUUCACCAAUUAAUUACAGAGGAUCCAUUACUCAUGGUACUCCUGCUGAUGUACUUUACAAAGGAACCAUUACCAAAAUAAUGGGAGAAGACAGUCCAGGAGUCCGGGAGGGCCUGUCUAAAGGGCAUGUCAUAUAUGAAGGCAAGAAGGGACACGUUCUGUCCCUUGAUGGAAGCACAACUCAGAAUUCAAAGGAGGAUGGUCGGACAGCAGUUUCCUCCCAUGAGACCAGUAAUUCUAAACGCACUUAUGACAUGAUGGAGGGACGGGUGCCACGAGGUCUGCAAGUUCGUGAGCUUCCAGCUGGUCCCAUUGAGGGUCUUAUUGGAAGAGCAAUUCCAGGGGAUCGGCAUAGCCCCCACAGUAUGAAGGAACCACUGCAACACCUCCGAGGCUCCAUAACACAUGGUACCCCUCGUCCUUACACUGAGGUGCAUGAGGACUACCUCAGAAGGGAAGCCAAGCAGCUGAAACGAGAAAGCACUCCACCACGCGGUCUGCCUGAGGCCUACAAAGUGAGGUCACAUGAAGGUCUUUCAGGUCAAUUAAAGAUGAAGGCACAUGAAGCCAUGGUGGCAACAGUGAAGGAAGCAGGGAGAUCUGUCCAUGAGAUUCCCAGGGAAGAAAUGAGGCACACACCGGAAAUGCAGGUUACGCCCAGGGUUCAUAAGGAAGGUUCAAUCACACAGGGUACCCCUUUGAAAUACGACAGUGGUUCCUCAUCUUCAAGUGCCAAAAAACAUGAUGUGCGGUCAAUAAUCGGUAACUCGGGUAGGUCGUUCCACACAUUGCACCCCAUGGAGGUCUUGCAAGACCCAAGGACUAUGGAGAGAGUGUGUUAUGAGGAGGCACUACAAAACAGACCCAGCUCUGUUACUAACUCUGGUGGCUCCAUUGCAAGGGGGGCUCCUGUUAUUGUGCCAGAUCCAAGCAAGCCAAGACACAGUCCACACUCAUAUGAAGAGCACCAACUUGCCCAUGGGGCAGGGUUUAGCAGCCAUUUGAAUAGAGGAUCUCCAGUGACCACAAGGGAGUCUUCACAAAGGCAGCUUGAAGGGAGCAUUACAUCUGGAAAGCCUGUGCCUCAGGAAAGGAAGAGUACCCCUAAUCCGAGAGAUGUAGCAAACUCCAAGUCUCCUCACACCACUGUCCCAGAGCACCUCCACCAUCUAUCCUCCUAUGAGCACUUACUGCGUGGAGUCAGCCAGGCUGAGCUCUAUAGAGGUCAUAUACCUUUAGCAUUUGACCCCGCAGCCAUUUCCAGAGGGAUCCCAUUGGAGGCAGCUGCCUAUUACCUGCCCAGACAACUGCCACCUAAUCCCGCCUACCCUCACCUCUACCCACCGUACCUCAUCCGUGGUUACCCAGAUACUGCUGCCAUGGAGAAUCGCCAGACUAUCAUCAAUGACUACAUCACCUCACAGCACAUGCACCAUAAUACAGCUUCUGCCAUGGCACAGAGGGCAGACAUGUUGCGUGGCCUGCAGCAGAGGGAUUCUGCCCUGGCUCUCAACUAUUCAGCAGGUCCUCGAAGAAUUAUAGACCUCUCCCAAGUGCCACAUUUGCCCGUCUUCAUUCCCCAGUCUGCAAGUCCAUCUGCUGCCACAAUGGAUAGGAUAACAUACAUUUCUGGAGCACCGCAGAACUUUAGUAGCCGACACAGCAGUUCCCCACACUCCCCAGUAACCAGCUCACAUGUGACCAAACAGACCUCAUCAGCUCCUGAGCGCGAGAGAGAGCGUGAAAAGUCAGUGCUGUCUACUACUGUGGAGCAUGCUCCCAUAUGGAGACCUGGCACAGAACAGAGCAGUGGACGCUUGUCAGCUCCCAGUCACAGCCACCAACACUCCCCAGUGUCACCACGGACUCAUGAAACCGUGCAGCAGCGGCCCAGUGUUCUUCAUAAUACAAGCAUGAAAAACCUUAUGACCAGCAUGGAAAGCUCCACCCCAUCAGUACUGCGAACUUCAUCAAGCUCUUCACCCAUCCGAUCAUCAAUGCAGUUGACUGCAGGGUCUCAUCGCUCUGCUAGUGGAUGUGAUGGCUACCAGUCUGCUGAGCAUGUCAUGUUACAUAAGGAUAUAACUAGGACACGUGACUCCAAGUUAGAACGCCCUAGGACUGAGAACUUUUAUAACUCCAAGCUGUCUGCAGCAGCCAUAGAACAGACUUCUCCCAUUAAGGCUGUGGAGUCUCGGCCACUCACCACAAGUGGGGCCAGUUCAGCUCACCAGUAUAACAACGGACAGGGGAAAGGCCAACAGCAUCAGCCCCUGGACCAGUCUACAGUGACAGCCAGUGAGCAGCACAAUAGGGACAAGACCCCAAAUAAACCCUUUUCCAUGCAGGAACAGGAGCUCCGAUCACUCGGUAAGACCACCAUGACUGCGGCCAACUUCAUAGACGCCAUUAUCAUGCGUCAAAUUUCUUGCGAUAACGGGAAGCGAGAAAGAGGCUCGCUAAAUAUCGACGCCAAUAGUGAUGGAUUCCCUGUUGGCUACAGCCCUGACAGACUUGAUAGUGUCAGUCCCCGGAAUUCCCCCGGACUGUGCCAUGACAAGCGCAUCCUUGGGGCCAAACAGGACCUGGAAAGCUCAGGACUGGAUCAAGAGUCACGGCAAAAGCAAGGGCCCAUUAAACUUUCAUCAUUAGAAGGUCACAUGCGACAGAAAACCGAAGGCCAACAGUCUCCAUGCCAUUCUCAGCCUCCAUAUGGAAAAAGCCAACGGGUGGUCACCUUGGCACAGCACAUUAGCGAGGUGAUUACGCAGGAUUACACUCGGCACCAUCCACAGCAGCUGCACCCACAAAUGCCAGCAUCAAUGUAUUAUGCUGGAGCCAGUUGCCCUGUUUUGGAUCUAAGGCAGAACCCCAGCGACAGCAUGCUUCAGCACCAUGAAUUGGGCCAGGCUGCAAGAGUAUCGCCAGGGAGCAAUGGAGAGAAGAGAUCACCUGAUCAAAACAAAGCAUCUGCAUUGAGUGGAUCAGAAGAUGGUAUCGACCCCAUAUCUCCACCAGAGGGCAUGGGAGAGCCAGACUAUUCUAGCAGUACCACAUAUCCCACUUUAUAUAGAGAGGGAGAACAGACAGAACCAAGAAUGGGUUCGAAAUCCCCAGGGAACAACUCACAGCCCCCAGCGUUCUUCAGUAAGCUGACCGAGAGCAACUCUGCUAUGGUUAAGUCCAAGAAACAGGAGAUGAUUAAAAAGCUUAGUACAACCAACAGGAGUGAGCAAGAGUAUAGUGUGGGACAGCCGGGAACAGAGAUAUUUAACAUGCCAGCCAAUACAGGAGCAGGACCCAUCAGCAGCAGAAACCAAACUGUGCCAGAGACUUCCAACAGCAACAUGGGAUUGGAGGCCAUUAUAAGAAAGGCCCUAAUGGGUAAAUAUGACGAGCACUGGGACGACCGCUCGGCUCUUAAUGCCAAUGCUUUUAACCCUUUGAAUGCCAGCGCAAGUCUGACCUCUGCUAUACCCAUAACCACUGUCGAUGGACGGAAUGACGACAUGCGAUCCUUGCCAGGCAGUGGAAAAGCCAAGAUUCCCAGACCGAGCAGCAGGAAGGCCAAGUCUCCUGCACCAGGUCAGGCUUCUGGAGAGCGGCCUCCCUCUGCUUCAUCAGUACAUUCAGAGGGCGACUGCAACAGGAAGACUCCCCUCACUAACAGAGUGUGGGAAGAGAGACCAUCCUCAACAGGGUCAACACCAUUUCCAUACAAUCCACUAACAAUCAGGCUCCCUACAGGCCUCGUUGCUGCUCAGACCUCUUCAUCCAUUCCACAGAGUAACUCUGGCACCCCACAGAGGGCUCGGGAUGAAGAGCCCAAACCGCUGCUUUGCUCCCAGUAUGAAACUCUGUCAGACAGUGAGUGAAAGUGUAGUAGGACUAGCCAAUCCACGGAGGAACUCUGGUCCCUAUGGAAUCCCCACGGCCAAUCUGAUUGCUUAGAAAAGGAAACAGCCAAUGUGAUGUGACGACUGAAAGAACUGGGAUAUGUCUAUUUCAGUCUGAAAAGCCUUAAAACAACUCCCUGAUCUUCAUCAGAGGGUCAGUGUUUUUACAGUUUCUGGAACAAGACUGCUCAGGAAAGAGUAGCGAGUCCCAGACCUCGCAGAAGAUUGGAUAUUUCAGUUCUAUACUCAGGGGAUAUUUCCACCUGGUGCUUUGCUACAUUGCAUUGGUUUGUUAAACUAGCUGACUCGUGUGCGUGAUUUUGUAUGUCUGUGUACAAUGUAUAUGUAUGUACAUGUGUUCAUAUGCACUUAAAUAUAUUCACAUUCCAGACCUAGCAGUGCAGAGAAGCUGCAUGCACAGCCAUUGCAGAACUUUGCCCAGUUUGGUGGGGAGCCUUUCAAAGGCCAAUUGAUCUUAUCCAGUUCCCUGAAAAGCCAAUGAUAGCACUUGAUCUGUUUCCCUCAGCCCUUAAAAAUGUUCUGCUGAAGGAUGACUAGUGACAUGAAUAAAGAGACAACCUUUUGCGCAA
Xenopus laevis (African clawed frog) is the source of this 9031-nucleotide messenger RNA. It is a transcript of the gene ncor2.L, whose product is annotated as nuclear receptor corepressor 2. Lineage: Eukaryota; Metazoa; Chordata; Amphibia; Anura; Pipidae. The coding region runs from base 1047 to 8420 and encodes 2457 amino acids. The record is from RefSeq and is a predicted model, not a curated record. The transcript is spliced from 48 exons.